Pyrgilauda ruficollis (rufous-necked snowfinch) is the source of this 6284-nucleotide messenger RNA. It is a transcript of the gene CAMLG, whose product is annotated as calcium modulating ligand. The coding region runs from base 3594 to 4469 and encodes 291 amino acids. The transcript is spliced from 4 exons. Gene Ontology annotation, biological process: tail-anchored membrane protein insertion into ER membrane. Gene Ontology annotation, cellular component: GET complex. The record is from RefSeq and is a predicted model, not a curated record. Lineage: Eukaryota; Metazoa; Chordata; Aves; Passeriformes; Passeridae.
ACCUCACAAUACUGAUCAUGAUUUGCAGGGAAAUUCUUUCUAAGUGUAUCCAGUGAUUACAGACAGAGCAUCUCAAUGUUCAACUUAAUGCUUAAAGUAGCAAUGAAAGAAGUGUUCAUUGUGAAAUGAACAAAUGCUUGUGAAGUGUAGAAUCCAGUGCUUGGAUUGGAUUAUGGCUAAUAGGACUAAAGGUAAGCUUAACCUGGAUAAGGUGGCUGAAUUUCUUGAAGCUUUUAAUAAGUCAGUAUUCUAAUUUUAAAAACAGUGGGGAAGAGUGGGCCCUACAUGAGACAGAUUUUCAAAAGUUACUGGCUGAGUUGGCAGCAAAAGUAGACUUAGGUAGGUUGUAAGCUUUGCUUUUCUUCAGUGAAAGGAAUAGUUUUAAUUUCUCUUUAUGAGUGGUGUGGGAGGGGAAGAGCAAGGAAGGUUUUCUCAGAUUUUGUUUGGUUUAUGUUCAGUAGACUUUUGGCUCUUGUUUACUUUAAGUGAAUGUUGGGCCCCUCAGAUCUGGUGUGUUUCUGAAGCAAGUUUGUUGGCAGCACUUCAGACCAAAUGUUGGUCUGCAACACUGAAUAUUCUGACAUUAAAACUGGAAAUUAUUUUUCCAAGAACAAAAUUAUUAUAUUGAAUUUGAAGAUAUGUGUAUGGUUGCAGACAUGCCUGAAGUUUUAGAAAAAAAAAAGGUUUUGCUGCAGCUGUGUAAUGAGCCCAGGUCCAAGGUCAGUGUGCACCAAAUAAAAUCUUCAAAUAUACUGAGAUCCUGCCAGAGCUACAGUUUGAAGCUGACAUCGGACUUGAAGUAAAAACUUAUAUACAAAAAAUAUUUAAAUAAUUUUAUAGAGGUGUAUUGAUAAUUCUUCUGUUUUCAAGAUUAAGCUAUCAUUGAUAGCUACCAAUGUAAAAGGUAUUUAAGUUACAGUAUUCCAAUGCCCAUGGAAGUAUUGCAUAUGGAAAAAUCUUGGUUUGCUUUUUUAUUUAAUAGUGGUAAACAUAAAGGUCUUUCAAAACCUACUUUCUGGGGCAGGUAAUUUGAAGAGGUAAAACACUUGUGAGUGGUCACAUGUACUAUGCUUAGGACAUCUGGAGAUACAAAUGUCAGUAGGGUCAACAUCUGGGUAAACAUUUGCUCCCAUUUCAGGCUGUAGCUGCGUGUGAUUGUCAGGAUUUGCCUCACCUCAGGGGAGGAGUUCCUUGGGAGAAAUUGUUCUUGAGCACAAGAAGCUAAAGUUCAGAACAAUGGCUAAAACAGCGUGAAAAGAUUAUUACAGAACCAAUUUAAGCUUCCCUGUCUGCUGCUUCUGUAGCAAACAGGAAUAUAUUUACUUGAACUGCUUUUCAGAGAAUUGCACAGUUUCUAGUCAUAGUGAAGAGGUGUCUUUUAAGUUUUGACAGUCUGAUUUUUUAUUUUUUUCCCCAGGGAGGGGGAAAGAGGUCUCUUCAUUUAAAACAUAAAUGGAACCUCUGCACUUGCAUAGGUUCUGCCCUAAACCUUGUGUUUUGGGUAUAUUAUCAUUCAGAUGUUGAAUUGAAAACCAUCCUUGCAUCAAAUAGCCCACCCAAAGUCUAUUUCUUCCUAUGACUGUAUUUUGCUAUUAUAUCCCUUUUUUAAAGAAACAUAAAUACUGGAGAUGGCCUCAUUGCUUUGUGUCCACCAGACUAAUGGCUGAAGAUGUCAGUCUUUGUGGCAUUUAACAGGUUUGAAGUUGAGUCCCUAAGUUUUACAGAGCAAAACAUGAUAAAUGAGUGAGAUGAGCCCUCUGGGAGUUCUCUUCACUUUGGAAGAAAUUCUCUAUUGAACUUUGUUUAUUCCCUUGCAGUGGGGGAGGCUGCUGGCUCACUGGUACUGCUGUAAUGGCAAUACAGGGAACAUGAACACACACACACCUGUGAUUGCUUUUAUACAAACCAUUAAAAAAUGAGGACACUGAAGAUGGACUGCAAGAGUGGUUCUGGUACUUAGAUCUCAGCACCACAACUCCACCACCGUAAAUGUGUGGUAAAGGUGUGUCUCUCUGUAGUCAAAUGCUUUUUAAAAAAACUGUUUCUUAUUUUGACACAUUAGUGUUCAGCCAACAUUGUUACCAUCCAUUUUACUUUGCUUUCAUUAUUGUUUUUAAAUUAAUAUAUUUGAGUUUAAGUCCACAUAGACUAUGUUGCAAUAACUAGAAUGAUUUUAUUUAGAAUUAAUUUCUUAACAAUUUAAUCAAAGAUGCAGAAUGGCUGUUAAGUUAAGGGACCAUUAAAUGUGAUUUUAAGGUUCUGUUGACUAUUAUGGAUGUAAUCCUUAUAGUAAAUUUAAUUUUGUAAAGUAGUGUAUAAUAUUGUAAUAUUAAAUCUUUGUUCUCUGAACUCAAAGAUUUGAUCUUCAGUAUGAAGUUAUAAAUCUUCCCCCUUCUGAAUUUGAGACAGGAUUUACUUGUCCUCCUUUUUACAGUUUGUAAUUUUCACUGUUUUAUUCCUGUAAAAAGUCAUUUAUAACACAUGCAAAUGCUUAUUUUAUCUGUGCUAAUUUAUCAGAUUUGGCUACUCAAUAAAAUUAAUUGAAAGAACUCAUGCCAGUCCAUCACUUUUUUCUUAUAAAUAAAAGUAGAACAAUGUAUUUAAUUGAGAGAAAUACCACGUUGGUCACAGGAGCUAGCUGACAGUGAUGGUUGGAAUUUAGCCUUCAGCAGCAUUCCAAGAUGCUGAUCAAUUUUAUUUUAGGUAAUCCUGUAUCUUCAUUGAACAUCCCAUUAUUUCAGCAGCUUUUUUUUGUAAAAGCCAUUCCAUCUUAACGCUUGCAAAUUUUUUUGAGAUGUUGUCACUGCUGCCUCUGGCCCAUUAUAGAUGAGCUAACGCAUGAGCUUGGAACUGACUUUUGUAUUUAACUAAAAUACAGAAUUCUCUCAUUCAGUGUGGUAGGAAUAUGAAUUGGAUUUGCCAGCUGUUUUCUUCCCAAUGCACACAGCACUGUGCUGCUGACUCCAGCACUGCAGCAGGGCUCCGGGGCUCUGGGAUCUCCCGUUCCCGGGCAGGGCCCUGCAGCCCGGCCGUGCCAGGCGCUGCUGCUGACGGGACCCCGCGGCUGAGGCAAGAGUAACGUGGCACCUUCAUCACCUGGCACACGAGGAGAGGUUUAGUGCCCACAAAGAUGAAUACUGCGCCAGCUGGAUCUUACUGGAAAGAAGUCAGGUCCUCGUUCUAUAAUGCCAGUGGCUCUGGCGGCCUGGAGCGGUGCUGUCUGUUGGCGUUUCCUCAGUGUGCCCCGCCAGUCCUGCAGCGGUACAGUGCCAGGCUCGCAGGCUCUCCCGCGUAUGCAGCGGGCCAGCCCCGCGCUGCCUCGGGGUGUCCCCGUCACCCGGGUCCCCUCAGCGCCACCAUCGCGCCUUCCCGGCCUCGCGCCGUGACACCACUUUUGAGGCCGGCGCGGCCAUCUUUAGUGCGGGCGCCGCGCCGUUAGAGAGGGGCGCGCGGAGGUCUCUCCCAGCGCUCCCCGCCCUUCUCCUGCCCCUACAAAAAAUGGCGGCGCCUUCUUCAGCGGCUGGAGGCGGGCGGUGCUGGCGCCUGCGCGCUGGGCGGGGCGGGCCCGUGGUGCCGGGCCUGCGGUGCCGGGGAUGGCGGACGGCGGCGCGGGAGCGGAGCCCACACCGCCGGGGCCCCCCGCGGGGCUCUCGGCGUCCCAGCGCCGCGCAGAGCUGCGCCGCAGGAAGCUGCUCAUGAACUCGGAGGAGCGGAUCAACCGCAUCAUGGGCUUCCACCGACCCGCGGCGGGCAAGGAUGACGAAAGUCACACAGAAUUGAAGCUUCAGCACGAGCAAGAUAAAUCAAACUCCCUUCCCAUUCCUUCAGUUUCCAAGCGGAUUGUGCUUGGUGAUUCUAUGUGUAAUGUGACGGGCUCGGCCGAUCACGCAGGCAGCAUGGCAGAGCUCAGAGGGGACAAGGACUUGUUUGGCAAAGCCCCAGAGCUGGUCACCGAGGGGACGGGCGAGCUCCGUCAGCGUCACCGGGGAGAGCUGCCCUCCGAGGCUGCGGCACGGCCACCCAGGCACGGCUUGGAGCAGUACCUGUCCAGGUUUGAUGAAGCUCUGAAGCUGAGGAACCAGCUGAUGAGUGAGAAGCCAAGCCAGGAGAACGGGAAUGCGGCGGAGGAGUUUGACUCUUUCCGCAUUUUCCGAUUGGUGGGGUGUGCUCUGCUCGCCAUCGCCGUCAGGGCUUUUGUGUGCAAGUACCUGUCAAUAUUUGCACCAUUUCUUACUCUACAACUUGCUUACAUGGGACUGUCCAAGUACUUUCCAAAGUGUGAGAAGAAGGUGAAAACAACAGUACUGACUGCUGCUCUUCUCCUCUCUGGAAUCCCUGCAGAAGUGAUCAGUCGCUCCAUGGACACCUACAGCAAAAUGGGAGAUGUUUUCACAGACCUUUGUGUCUAUUUCUUUACUUUUAUCUUUUGCCAUGAACUUACUUUGGUUUUUGGCUCUGAAGCACCAUGACGGCUGUAGAAUUCCACACAGUAGCUACACUAAAGCUUUCUGGACUGUGUUCCUUUUAACAUUUGACUGUGCAGGCAGGUCUAAACCUUCAUUAAAAUUCUUACCUGUGGGAAUGAUUGAAAGGGGCCUUAAAUCCAGUAAUUUUGGGAAAGGGAGAGCAGGGUCCCUGACUGCCAGUUGUGUUGGUUCAGUUUACUUAAAUACUGUGUCUGCAUAUUACAAAUGUGAAGGUUAGGAUGCAAGUGACAGUGGAUGAUUUACUUGUUUUAGUUAGAUGAUGCCCUUCUCAGCCUCCUUCAUAAACAUUUACAAAGCUGCCUUUGUUUUUUUCAGUGAGAACAAGAAGAGAAUUCCCUUCAGCAGAACCAUAUAUAUAUGUGUAUAUCCUGUAUGACUAUAGCUAACAAGACCUGCUCAUUUUGUGGUGUUCCCAUUUUUUAAAGAAAGCUCAAAAGAAAAGAAAUCCCUGUAUUCUCUUCAAAUGUUCACGUUCAGAAUGUUGAACUAAGUAGCUGCUUCUGGAGAAUGUUGGUGAAACUUGCCACUUUGUUGUCCUUAUCCUUGCCUUGCCAUACAUUACUUGUUGUGAUUGUGAUUAAUUUAAUUUGAUUAUUGUUGUGGAAAAGAGCUAGGCAAAACCAACAAGCAGGUGGUCCUGGUGCUUAUAAAGGUCAUUAAUCAAAAAGUAAGAAGAAAGACAACUAAUCACAUCUGUUUAUGAGUUUCCAGCAACCUAAUCCUAGUGCAGUUCACAUCUGUGCUUUCUGAUACUUUUUUUUUAUAUUAACAGUUAUCUUAUGUUCUCAGUAGGAGAAUUUUACAUAUUGGCACCCAACCUGCAGUAUUGAAUCUUUGCUCUAGUGUUUGUAAAACUUACAAGGGAAACAGUUUUGUUUUCAAUCUCUUAGGAAUUUUGCACAGUGAGAGGAAGUGUCAUUCCAAAUAGUCAAUUUAAACACUGAUACAUCUCUGAAAAUCUCUAUUGAAGCUAAAUUUGGUAGUUUUUCAGGUUGUAGUUUUCUGUUUAAAAUCUGGACUUUGAGGUAGUAUAGGCUGUUGCCUAUUUUUAGCAUGAUAAACCACAUACUUACCUUGGUAUUUGCCUGCAGAGGUUUUUUUAGGGAGCAGAUGUGUUUAAUCGUACCUCUCUAAAUGGCCCAGCUUUCAGCUGAUUAUUCUCUGUCAAAGCUUCCUCCUGUAAUUUUAGUGAUGCAUUUCUGACUUUUAAAUUAGGUACAUGUUUGUGGCUUCCAUACAAGAACCUUAUGUUUUGAUUUGACCAUUUUCAUGGGGUUUUUUUAACUGGUUGUUAUGGUGAGUAUUAUAUUACAGAUGUACAGGGCUGGGUUGCAGAAAAUUCUGACUUAGGUUUGUUAGCACAGAUAUUGAUUCAGCAGCUUUAAGUUUAUUUAUAUUAGGUAGUCAUUUCAGAAAAUUGAAAUUACAGUAAUUUAAGAUAAGGUUGAGAUAUGUAAAUAAUGAGUUUGCUCAAAAAUUACUUGUUCUGAUUCUCUAUUUAUAUGCCCAAAUGUAAUACAAAUAAAUUGGAAAAAAAUCCCUAUACCAGUACCUGCAAAAAACUAUGAAUUUUUAAUCCUCACCAUUAAUCAGGUAAAUACCCUUGCAUGGGCAGAGCACCAGGAGGGCUUGUGCUUAAUUAAGAAAUCUCGAUGAAGAAAUGGCGAUCAAGAAACGACCUUUGACCAAGAAACCAAUCUCUUCUUUGAUUCCGUUUUUAACUUACCUCUGUUAGUGUACAUAAUUCUGUUUCAUGUUUAUUGCCGAUUGUUUUCUAUUAAAAGUCUGUUUGUUACC